AUGGUUCGACAACUCCGGCAAGGCAAGGGCCGCCUUGAUCUGAUCUUGUCAAACACAGGGAUCCUGUUGUAUCAACACGCCAUGGUCUCUCGAUUGGGCCCAGGGCCCGAGACAAGACCGAUAUACCGGAAUAAUCGAGAAGACCCUCGUGUAGUGGCGACUGAACGGGUCCCACCAGUUGCGGUUGUUGCCGACGGAGAAGCCGCCAUCGAAGAUGUGGAUGUUACCACUCUUGCCAUUGUUAUAAAGCGUUUGCUGGUCAGCAAUGCGCACCACUUUGUGGCAAACCAUGGGGACACCGCGCCUCUUCGACGGACAGCAGACCGGUAA
Messenger RNA from Aspergillus viridinutans, 330 nucleotides. RefSeq lists its product as uncharacterized. NCBI's taxonomy places the organism in Eukaryota, Fungi, Ascomycota, Eurotiomycetes, Eurotiales, Aspergillaceae. The transcript has 2 exons. The record is from RefSeq and is a predicted model, not a curated record. Bases 1 to 330 code for a protein of 109 amino acids.